Molecule: messenger RNA, 1812 nt
Organism: Cryptotermes secundus
Lineage: Eukaryota; Metazoa; Arthropoda; Insecta; Blattodea; Kalotermitidae
Product: peptidyl-prolyl cis-trans isomerase-like 3
Exons: 6
Coding region: 486-959 (157 amino acids)
Biological process (GO): protein peptidyl-prolyl isomerization; protein folding
Cellular component (GO): catalytic step 2 spliceosome
Molecular function (GO): peptidyl-prolyl cis-trans isomerase activity
Source: RefSeq, a predicted model, not a curated record
UACUCAGAAUGAAAUAAAUACAAAUUCCUUGUCAGCUUAUUAAAUUGCAAGGGGAAUAAAAAUGCUAGAUCUUAACUGUAACCAUUACGUUAGACAUAUGGAGUGCAAUACAUAAUAAUUCUGAUUUUAUUUCAGGUGCAUACUUGACCAGUUUGUUGCUAAGGUUACCAAUGACGCCGAUAACGCUAUGGUGCCGCGAUCGUUAACUUGUGUUUGUUUCUCGUAAUUGUGCAAAGUAUAGUUGUGUAGUAUUUCCUGAAAUCAACGCAACUUUGACAUCCUGCGAACUAUCAUAAAUCGUCAGCUUUACUAUACGACAUGACUUUGCUACUGCAUACAUAUUUAUUAAACAGUCAUAUUUCUUGGAGAGCACACAUGUACAGGCUAAGAUUAAGAGUUCAUAAUUGAUGAUUACUGUGCUGGAUUUGAGGUUCUCAUUAUCUGUGACUAUGAAUGGGAUGUAAUAUAGUAAGUAAUCUGUCACUAUGCACACUGAUGUUGGAGAUAUAAAGAUUGAACUGUUUUGUGAAUACUGCCCUAAAGCUUGUGAGAAUUUUCUUGCACUAUGUGCGAGUGACUACUAUAAUGGCUGCCUUUUUCAUCGGAACAUAAAAGGCUUCAUUGUUCAAACUGGAGACCCAACACAUACGGGGAAGGGUGGAAAUUCUGUGUGGGGCCGGAAAUUUGAAGAUGAAUUCAAAGAAGAUUUAAAGCAUAAUGUACGGGGUGUGGUUUCAAUGGCAAACAAUGGACCAAACACUAAUGCCAGUCAGUUCUUCAUAACAUAUUCACCCCAACCUCACUUGGAUCUUAAAUACACAGUAUUUGGAAAGGUGAUUGAUGGCUUUGAUACACUGGACGAGCUGGAGAAACUUCCAGUCAACCCAAAGAACUACAAGCCAUUAACCGAUACUCGAAUUAACAGCAUCACAAUACAUGCAAACCCUCUGGCUGCAUGAUUACAAAUAAUUGCUUGAAUGGAGAGAUGAUAUUUGUGUACACCUUCACCUGGUUUUACCCUGAAGGAUUAACAUCAGGCAGAUCAGAAAGUAAAGACAUUUAUCACAGCCUGCAGAAACACAUAUCAAGUGGACAGAAGGAUGUCACAAGAUGUUUUUAUGAACUUUCUGAAUGAAGAGCUAAUAUAUCAGUGAGGAAGGUGGGGAUGAUAGGAAAGAAUAAUUUGAAAACUGGAAGUUAAUGCAGAUUUAUUUUGCUGAAUAUGUUUUUUAAAGUAGUAAUGAGCAUUUGGAAAAAAAAUAAAUGCUAUGUAAAAUGUUCAAUGUAUGUGACUUUCCCUCUCCAACUUCAUGCAUAUAAUCUUAAAAACCUGACACACAACUGUUUCAUAACUGAAUUUGAAAAUGCAUAUAUCAUGUUCAGAAAAGCCCACCUUUGGGCCACAUCCUUUCAAUUUACUACUCUAAUAUCUGUUUUAAUACCAUUACCAUUCCUUAUAUCUCCCAAGUGGACUCUUCUCUUCAAGACGAAUUUGAGGUUCUCAUAGCAGUGAUUACAAAGUGCAAUGCCAUGUAGUCCAGUCCACUGAAAUCUUGGAAGGAGCAUACUAUCUCUGUCUUCAGAGUCAAAGAGUAAGCCAGGCAAGGAAUUAGCAAGAAGCAGUCACUGAUUAGGGGAUUUCUACCAAUCCCAGAUGAUAAUAAUUUUUCUUCUCUUAAUGUGUUCCAACCAAACUGUUAUAUUCAUUUCUCUUAACUCUUACCUGAUACAUGUUCUGCCUGCUGAUCCCAUUUGAUUUAAUCAACCUAGUAAUAUUACUGCAAUAAAAAUCUGCAUAUUUUUUAAGAGUUA